Molecule: messenger RNA, 303 nt
Organism: Pelecanus crispus (Dalmatian pelican)
Lineage: Eukaryota; Metazoa; Chordata; Aves; Pelecaniformes; Pelecanidae
Source: RefSeq, a predicted model, not a curated record
UCUCGCCGGGCGGCUACAUGGUGCCCAAGGGUUCGGCCUCCUUCCAGCCCUCGCCCGAAAAUUGCCGGCAGUUCCCCAGCACCGCGCCGUGGGCUUUCCGGCAAGGCUACGUGCCACCUCAACGAGCCCAACGUCAUCCUGGACAUCUCCAACUACACCCCGCAGAAAGCCAAGCAGCAGACGGUCUCGGAGACCUUCUCCGAGUCUUCCUCCGACAGCACCCAGUUCAACCAGCCGGCCGGCUACCGGCGUGCCAACAGCGAGGCCUCCUCCAGCGAGGGCCAGUCCAGCCUCUCCAGCUGA